Messenger RNA from Propithecus coquereli (Coquerel's sifaka), 4501 nucleotides. RefSeq names its product bromodomain containing 1 (gene BRD1). The transcript has 13 exons. Gene Ontology annotation, cellular component: MOZ/MORF histone acetyltransferase complex. Bases 42 to 3605 code for a protein of 1187 amino acids. The record is from RefSeq and is a predicted model, not a curated record. Gene Ontology annotation, biological process: regulation of transcription by RNA polymerase II. NCBI's taxonomy places the organism in Eukaryota, Metazoa, Chordata, Mammalia, Primates, Indriidae. Gene Ontology annotation, molecular function: protein binding.
CAUGUUCUACAGCCUUGUUCCUUAAUGGUAAUCAUUACCAAAUGAGGAGGAAAGGACGAUGUCAUCGAGGCUCUGCAGCAAGGCACCCCUCUUCCCCGUGCAGUGUUAAACACUCCCCCACUCGAGAGACAUUAACGUACGCUCAAGCUCAGAGGAUGGUGGAGAUAGAAAUUGAAGGGCGCCUGCACAGGAUCAGUAUUUUUGAUCCCCUGGAGAUCAUAUUGGAAGAUGACCUCACUGCUCAAGAAAUGAGCGAAUGCAACAGCAAUAAGGAAAAUAGCGAGAGGCCACCUGUUUGCUUAAGAACUAAGCGUCACAAAAACAACAGAGUCAAAAAGAAAAAUGAAGCUCUCCCCAGUGCCCAUGGCACACCGGCCUCAGCCAGCGCCCUCCCUGAGCCCAAGGUGCGCAUCGUGGAGUACAGCCCGCCUUCCGCCCCCAGGAGGCCCCCUAUGUAUUACAAAUUCAUCGAGAAGUCGGCUGAGGAGCUGGACAACGAGGUGGAGUAUGACAUGGACGAGGAGGACUACGCCUGGCUCGAGAUCGUCAACGAGAAGCGCAAAGGCGACUGCGUCUCUGCGGUGUCGCAGAGCAUGUUUGAGUUCCUGAUGGACCGCUUUGAGAAGGAGUCGUACUGUGAGAACCAGAAGCAGGGCGAGCAGCAGUCCCUGAUCGAUGAGGACGCCGUGUGCUGCAUCUGCAUGGACGGGGAGUGUCAGAACAGCAACGUGAUCCUCUUCUGCGACAUGUGCAACCUGGCCGUGCACCAGGAGUGCUACGGGGUGCCCUACAUCCCCGAGGGCCAGUGGCUCUGCCGUCACUGCCUGCAGUCCCGGGCCCGGCCGGCCGACUGCGUGCUUUGCCCCAACAAGGGCGGUGCCUUCAAAAAGACAGACGAUGACCGCUGGGGCCAUGUGGUGUGUGCCCUGUGGAUCCCGGAGGUUGGCUUUGCCAACACGGUGUUCAUCGAGCCCAUCGACGGCGUGAGGAACAUCCCCCCAGCCCGGUGGAAACUGACGUGCUACCUCUGCAAGCAGAAGGGCGUGGGCGCCUGCAUCCAGUGCCACAAGGCGAACUGCUACACGGCCUUCCACGUGACGUGCGCCCAGCGGGCCGGCCUCUACAUGAAGAUGGAGCCCGUGAAGGAGCUGAGUGGUGGCAGCACCACCUUCUCCGUCAGGAAGACCGCCUACUGUGACGUGCACACGCCUCCGGGCUGCACCCGGAGGCCGCUGAACAUUUACGGGGACGUUGAGAUGAAAAACGGUGUUUGUCGGAAAGAGAGCUCAGUCAAAGCAGUCAGGUCCGCAUCUAAGGUCAGGAAGAAAGCAAAAAAGGCUAAGAAGGCGCUGGCUGAGCCGUGCGCCGUCCUGCCGGCCGUGUGUGCUCCUUACAUUCCUCCGCAGAGAUUAAAUAGGAUUGCGAAUCAGGUGUCCAUUCAGCGGAAGAAGCAGUUUGUGGAGCGAGCCCACAGCUACUGGUUGCUCAAAAGGCUGUCUAGGAAUGGCGCCCCCCUGCUGCGGCGGCUCCAGUCCAGCCUGCAGUCCCAGAGAAACACGCAGCAGAGAGAAAACGACGAGGAGAUGCAAGCCGCCAAAGAGAAGCUCAAGUACUGGCAGCGGCUGCGGCACGACCUGGAGCGUGCCCGCCUGCUGAUCGAGCUGCUGCGCAAGCGGGAGAAGCUCAAGCGCGAGCAGGUGAAGGUGGAGCAGGUCGCCAUGGAGCUGCGGCUGACCCCGCUGACCGUGCUGCUGCGCUCGGUCCUGGACCAGCUGCAGGAGAAGGACCCUGCGAGGAUAUUUGCCCAGCCCGUGAGUCUGAAGGAGGUACCAGAUUAUUUGGAUCACAUUAAACAUCCCAUGGACUUUGCCACAAUGAGGAAACGGUUAGAAGCUCAAGGGUAUAAAAACCUCCAUGAGUUUGAGGAGGAUUUUGAUCUCAUUGUAGAUAACUGCAUGAAGUACAAUGCCAGGGACACCGUGUUCUAUAGAGCCGCGGUGAGGCUGCGUGAUCAGGGAGGUGUUGUUCUGAGGCAGGCCCGGCGCGAGGUGGACAGCAUCGGCUUGGAAGAGGCCUCGGGGAUGCACCUGCCCGAGCGGCCCGUCGCGGCCCCUCGGCGGCCUUUCUCCUGGGAAGACGUGGACAGGUUGCUGGACCCAGCCAACAGAGCCCACAUGGGCCUGGAGGAGCAGCUGAGAGAGCUGCUGGACAUGCUUGACCUCACCUGCGCCAUGAAGUCCAGCGGCUCGCGGAGCAAGCGGGCUAAGCUGCUCAAAAGAGAAAUUGCUCUUCUUCGAAACAAGCUGAGCCAGCAGCACAGCCAGCCCCCAGCGGGGUCAGGUACUGGAAGCUUUGAAGAGGACGGUGCUCCGCUGGGGCUGGAGACGGGCGAGGAAGGAGAUAAAUCUCCCCCUAAACUUGAACCAUCAGAUGCAUUACCUCUUCCUUCAAACUCGGAGACUAAUUCAGAACCACCAACCCUCAAACCAGUAGAACUCAACCCAGAGCAGACUAAACUAUUCAAAAGAGUCACAUUUGAUAAUGAAUCACAUAGCACUUGCACUCAGAGCGCACUGGUAAGCGGACACCCUCCAGAGCCCACCCGCGCCAGUAGUGGCGAUGUGCCGGCGGCGGCCUCCGCGGUGGCGGAGCCAUCAAGCGAUGUAAACAGACGCACUUCUGUUCUCUUCUGCAAACCGAAAAGUGUAAGCCCCCCAAAGUCUGCCACGAACACUGAAACCCAGCCAACUUCUCCUCAGCUAGGGACCAAAACCUUUUUGUCUGUAGUCCUUCCGAGGUUGGAGACUCUUCUGCAGCCAAGGAAAAGGUCGCGGAGCACAUGUGGAGACUCCGAGGUGGAGGAGGAGUCCCCGGGAAAGCGCCUGGACACAGGUCUCACCAAUGGCUUUGGGGGCGCGCGGAGCGAGCAGGAGCCGGGCAGCGGCCCGGGGAGGAAAGCCGCGCCCCGACGUCGCUGCGCCUCCGAGUCCAGCAUCUCUUCCAGCAACAGCCCGCUCUGCGAUCCUAGUUUUAGCGUGCCCAAGUGUGGGCGAGGCAAGCCUGCCCUCGUGCGCCGGCACACGCUGGAGGACCGGAGCGAGUUGAUAUCCUGCAUUGAGAACGGGAACUACGCCAAGGCGGCCCGGAUCGCAGCUGAGGUGGGUCAGAAUAGCAUGUGGAUUUCCACCGACGCGGCGGCCUCUGUCCUGGAGCCCUUGAAGGUGGUGUGGGCCAAGUGCAGCGGCUACCCCUCCUACCCGGCACUGAUCAUCGACCCCAAGAUGCCACGAGUACCUGGGCACCACAACGGCGUCACCAUCCCAGCCCCGCCCCUGGACGUGCUCAAGAUCGGAGAGCACAUGCAGACCAAGUCCGACGAGAAGCUGUUCCUCGUUCUGUUUUUUGAUAACAAGAGAAGCUGGCAAUGGCUUCCCAAGUCCAAAAUGGUUCCCCUGGGUAUUGAUGAGACGAUAGACAAGUUAAAGAUGAUGGAGGGGAGGAACUCCAGCAUCCGGAAGGCCGUGCGCGUCGCCUUCGACCGUGCCAUGAAUCACCUGAGCCGCGUCCACGGGGAGCCGGCCAGCGACCUCAGCGACAUCGACUGACGCGGCUCCGGGAGGCGGCCCCGGGCCUCGGGUCCUGUCCAUAGUGUGGAUAGCUGUACAUGUCUGUAUAUUGUUCAAAACUUAACUUAUUCUGAUUUUUAGUCGUAGCUUUCAUUCUUUUUCCCCGGGGGAGGGGGGCGGUUUCAGUUCCCGGUUUUCUAUGAGACAUCUCGUCCGGCACUGUGGGGUGGGCGGCCGUGUCCGGCCGCGGUGUGGGCGCGCGCCACGGGGGUGCUGCUGUGUCACUUUCUUUGAUUUGUAGCUUUUUUUAAAAAGACUUUUGAAUGUUUAAUAAUUUUGUAAAUCAUACUCUUUACACAGAGUACCACUUAUUUAAUAAGACGGGAUGUACAUUUACAAUGACAAAUGUGUAUUUUAAGAAAGAAAAUGACAUUAUUUUGAUGGUACUUUGUGGAAGGAGCUGAGAGUGAGUCUGUGCCGUGUGCAUCGCUUGCGAGUCACCAAAAACACCCGCUGUGCCGGCCCCGCCCAGCCCCACGGUGCGCCCAGCGGGUUAUUUAUUGUAGAAAGUGUAUCCAUUUGCUUUAUAAUGAGAAAUAAACUUGCAAAGGUGUAUCGACAUGCGUUUUUAUACAGGCACCUGCAGAGGGCUCGGGUGGGGCGGGCGUGCGCGCCGGGGCCCGGGCCCGUGCGUACUUUGAUUUUGUAACUUGUAAUCUUUUGUUUACAAUGAGGGCCUUUCUGUAACUCGUUUUAAUUUAGAACACUUUGGUAGCAAUAGAAACUUUGGAUACAUUUUUGUAUGGUACCUGUGAUGUAUAUAGAAUUAGUACUUUAUUUUUAUUUUUAAGAGGUAAAGCAUUAUGUUAGGGGGGAAAAGUGGGCGGGUUUCCAAAUUUGCAUUUUUUAUAUUAAAAAUAAAGUCAAGAUUUGGA